AUGGCAACGAAGCGGCGCAUCCCUCUCCCCGAUUUACCACCCCAUAGAACCAGAUGCAUGAGUUCUAUAAGCAUCCAGCCAACAAGCAAAAACGAAGUGCAGUCGUUCCCACAGAAGCGCAAGAGGGGAAGAUCAAAGGCGAUCACGAGUUGCGAGCGGUGUCGACAAGCGCAUAUUAAGUGCGUCUCACAGGGCCAAGGAGAGCCCUGUGUUAACUGCGCAAAACGGUCGACGCGAGUCUGUAGCUUUAUGCAGCAUCUCCCUGGCAAGUCAGAUCUCAAUUCACCGAUGGAUCAAAAAAGUCAUUCUGCUCAACAUCCGGAGGACCACCAAUUGCAAACACUAGCAGCUUCCGCCCUGGCUUAUAUGGAAAAGGGGUUACUUCACUCUAGUGUUGAUGCUGCAAUAUCGCUAUCAGUGGCACAGCCCUCAGGGGCAUUUUACUCCGUUCAUACUGGUGCUUGA
Molecule: messenger RNA, 465 nt
Organism: Daldinia caldariorum
Lineage: Eukaryota; Fungi; Ascomycota; Sordariomycetes; Xylariales; Hypoxylaceae
Exons: 1
Coding region: 1-465 (154 amino acids)
Biological process (GO): regulation of DNA-templated transcription
Molecular function (GO): DNA-binding transcription factor activity, RNA polymerase II-specific; zinc ion binding
Source: RefSeq, a predicted model, not a curated record